CGGCGGUAUGGCGUCAUGUUUGUGGUGUGUGCAUCUAUGUGCCGUGUGGGAGUGAGGGCGGGAGGUACCGACACAUCCAAAUGCAGGGAUGGAUGGGCGGACGGUUCAUUCAUCUCCAUCUAUUUCUAUACAUAUUUGCGUCCAUACACAUGCAUCUGCCUAUGCUCGCUGGCUACUGCGUCUUUCCUUUCCCUCCCCCACUCCCUACUGUGUGUGUCCGUACCAGGUGGUCCGUUUGUUGCAAUGUUGCGGUCGGUGACUAGCCUGAUACAUCCAUACAUCCAUUCGGCACUCUUUGUUGCGCUCCUUUAUCUACCUUUCCCCUGCUGCUGCCGACCUGUGUACUGUGUGCGCCCACCCACCCAUGUAUGUGUGGCCGUGUGUGGUGCAGUGCCACUCCCUUUUUGUAGUGACGCAUGCAAUGAGUAUGGGUAGCUACAUAUGUCAAACUACACCCACACACGCCACCCCAUGCCAUCACAUGCCAUCACAUACCAUGCCACGCCACAACAACGAUGCCACCUAUCCGUUGCGCACACGUACACAUCAAUCGUCAUGGGAGGGGAUUUUCAUGCGAAACUGUGCAUGUCCGGUCGGGAGCCAAGAGAGAGAGAGAGACGGCAAGAGAGGUGAGUGUGUGCCUGUUGCUGCAUCGUGGUGUGUGUGCUGUGCGUAUGGUAUGGAUGGGAGUCCGUCGGCCAGAUGUCGGCGGCCUCUUUUGCGCUUUUGCCCAGCAUCAACGAAGAUCAACAGCGUAUGAUCUCACGUUUAGUGCUCACAAUGCAUCCACACGUAUACACACACACACACACACACACGCAUGCUGCUACGCUACGCCGGCCGGACUGCUGUGUUUUUCAACCAAUGAGUAUGCGUGUGAUUGCUCUCUCUGCCUCGAUCGAUGAUGGUCGCCGUGAGUGAGUGUUGUUGUGCGAUGUUGGUCAUUUCGGUGUGUAUGUGGUCUGUGGCUUUGGUGUUAGGAUGCUUUUGCGAUUGGCUCUCUGCAUUUCUGUCUGCCUGUCUGUCUGUCUGUCUGUGUGUCUUGUCGAUGGCCAUGCUGUUUUGUACGUGAGAGAGAUCUCUAUGCCGUUCCUUUUGGUCAAGAUGACCUGAUGCUAUCCGAUGGAUGGAUGGAUGGGCCUUUCUGCCCGUUUAUGCUAUGGAUUGCCUUUCUGUUGUCUGUCUGUCUGAAUGCCUGGUAUUUCUCCUCACUCACUGAGUGCGUAUUUGUCACGGCUGUAUGUGUGUAUGUUUGUCUGUCUGUCAUCCUCCGGACAUGGACGUGAAGCCCUGCAUUCAAGUGUGUUGUGCCGUCGCCUCUUCUGUGUCAUGUGUGUGCGUACCGCAUAUUUGUUAUUGAUACGGCCGGCCCCCUCCUCCAGCACUUUCUCGCACCGGCUCACUCACCGCCUCGCCUUCGACAUUCCCGCCUCGUCCGAAUUUUGACUCUGUGCCAUCCAAUGGACCGGUCAAGCUGCGUCUGUGCACAACCCCGCCUGCAUGCGCUGCAUGGCCAAGGUGUCUAUUUCUCACGCGUGCGUACGGCAUGAUGGCAGAUUGGUGUUUGGUUGAAACGACGCGACGCUGCGUCCCUCUUGUGGUGUGUGUGUGUGUCUUGUCAUGUGUUGUCCUCAUGUCGUGGGAGUGGCCGAGUGCGCAUGGGUGGGUGGGUGUGUAUCAUAGCUACGCUGGCGCUGGAUGGGUAGAGGACGAGAGACGUUAAGGCUGCAGACAGGUCGAUAGCCGGUUGGGCGGGAAGGAGGAGAGAGGGAGAGAGGGGCAGUGACAAAGUGAGUGAGUCUCGGUGUGGCUUGUCUGGUGUCUGUGCCUGUGUGGUGUGUGCUGAUGCACUCAUCAUCGAUCUCGUCUUUGUCCCUCUUGCGUGGCGUGGCGUGCCGUUCCAUGCCUUGCUUAUGCCGGUCAUCAGUGUGUGUGUGUGUGCGUGUCCGUGUGUGCGUGCGUGUGGAGUGGACGAAGACGCUAACGUCUGUCUGUCUGUAUGGAUGAGUGUCAACACUGUCUACCUAUGUAUACACACACAAAAGCAAUCAAUCAGUCAACCGAUCAAAUCGAUCGAUCGAUUGAUCGGCAAAGCAACGCAAAACGCCACGCAAAGGGUCAAACAACACACCUGCUGGCUGGUCGUCUGAGUGAUUGAGUGUGAGAGACGAGCAGACAGACAGUCAAGAUGAGGGCCUCCUUCGUCCUUUGCUUCGCUCUGCUGUGCGCCUCGUCGCUCGCCGACAGGGAGACCAGCCAGGCGGUAGAGACACACGCUCACACGAACUCACGAUCACCGACAUCAGCUGAUUGAGUGAACGAGUGUAUCGUGUGUCGUGUAUGCAGGUUGACCGUCAGAAGAUUUUCGGCUUCGGCUGGCCAAUUCCAUUUGUCAAGUGAGACAGACAUGAAUGAGACACCAACGACAGACACUCAUUGCCUCUCUCUGACCCUCUCUCUGUCUUGUCGUGUUGUUGUUCGGUUGUCAGGAAUUCGCAGACGUUGCCAUCGAUUGAGGUGCGGCUGGCCCCGCCCGAGGACCCCCUGCCCCAGGUGUCGGCCGAGAUCGCUUUGCUCGACCGCGCGCGGCUCCGAGAGGAAGAGUACUUCAUGAACAGGCUCCAGGACGAGUACAACAGACAGCUCAACAUCGCCCAGGCGGAAAUCAAGGACGCCAUCGACAAGGCCAUUCGGGUGUUCUUCGACCCGCGGGGCAGCGCCUUCACGUCGGCCAUCAAGGGCGCACUCCUCCCCCUCACCUCGCCCACAGCAACAUCCGCUGCCAUGCGAUUUCAGCCUCAAUCCAUCAUACCUGAUAUGUAGACACACACACGCGGACGUGGCUGAUGGAUGUGUGUGUGUGUUGUCAGGGAGAUCUGGUGGCAUCGGAGCGUCGCUCAGAAGUCGGUUCACCUCGUUCAUCGAGACGGGCACGGCCACACUGACCAAAGGCAAGGGCAAGCUGCUGCCGCUCGGCAACAUCGCCCGCACUCUCAUCCGGCCCCGAGAGCCGUCGAUGAAAGUCAAACUCACCGACAUCAAAGCGCCGGUCAACACAUACACACACAUACAGAGACAGAGAAAGAGAGAGACAUGGCUGAUGACCAUCUCUGUGUGUGUGUGCAGAGCCGGGACAUCAAGAGCAAGAUCGAUCAGAUUGAGCAGAAGCGGUCCGAUGAGGAGCGAAAGAUGAUCGAGCAGGCGAUACAAGAGAUGUCACAGGUGGGAAUGUGUGCAAUGGACAGACACAGUGGAUGGAUGAGUGCCCCGUUUGGGUGUCUGUGUGAAUGGAUGUGUGGGUGCAGUUGACCAAGAUCACGAUCCAGGAGUCGAAGAACAUCGAGAUCCAGGAGAACCCCUUCAUCGUCGACUCGCGGAUGCCCGUCAGGCAAGUUGCCAAGCUGCUCAGAGGCAGACGGGUGAGCAGCAAAUAGACAAAUCGACACACACAUAGACCAAACCGACCUUGUUUCUCUCUGUGUGUGUGUUGUGAAAGGUCCCUGAGUUCCCAAUCGUCAGAAUCCAGCCCGGCAGGGCAGCUUAUGCCAGCCGUAAUCACACACACACACACAGACAAAUACACACAAAUGGAUGUCUCUCUCUCUGUGUGUCUCGCCCAAACAGCGAUUGCCACUCGUGCUGGUGGGACGGUGCCUGGCGGGGCGGGCGGCGCACUCCUGCGCUUCCAGCAGCGCCACGACCGAGUGAUGGAGUCGCAUCACGGCAGUGCGAUGAAGGGAUACAACGGCAAGUGCCUCGACAUCCAGCACAGAUUCCCCCACUUCCGUCUCGACUGCCGCAUCCACAAGGCCACCGCACACAUACCCACACGAGUAGGUCUGCACACAUACACACACAGACGGACACAAGUCCGUCGAUCUCUGUGUGUUGGUCAGAUGCUGACGUCGUUCAUAGAGAUCCAGCACGCAUCGCGCGCGAGUGAGCCGCCACACCACACACAUCUGCCACGCGUGUUAUAGAUCUGUGAGUGGUUGUUCAGAUGCGUCGAGUGCGUCAUCGCUCAACCCUCUCUCGAAACUGGGCGGUCUGCUCGAGAGCCAACUCAACGUCAAAGUCACACAAUCCGACCAGCCGUAACACAAAGACACACAUACAGAGUGAGAUGGGGGAGAGGGAGACAGCCACUCCCUGUGUGUGUGUGCAGGUAUCCGACUGUCGAUGAGCUCGUCGCCGACAUGGAGAAGAGACGGCACGACACACAAACACAAAGAGAGAGACACACAGAGACACGUCUAUCACCCUCUCUCCAUGUCUCUUUGUCUGUCUGUGUGUUCAGUGACGUGGCGGAGCGUUUGGAGCGGAUGAAGAUCUUGGAGCUGGAGCUCAAGCUGAUGAAGGCCGAGAACGAUAUGAUCAAAGACGCUCUGAGGUCCGCACUCUCUCGCGUCAUGGCCCAGUACGAGCCGGCCGUGACAGCGAUCAAGGAGCUCCUCGCACCAAUCACUCUCGGUCGCGGCAGUGCCACCGGCGCCAAGGCAAGCAUCACACACACCCACACAUCAAGAAAGAUGAUACUCAGAUCCACUUGUUCUCUCUCUCUUUCUGUGCUUCAAUGUCAGGUGCCUUUCCCCAUUCCACAGCAGCAGUCGACUGUGGUGCUCAACGCCGCGCCAUUCGAACAGAUGGCCAAGACCGCAGCCGUCCGCACGACACGAUAAAUAGACAGAUAAACAGACAGACAAACAGACACAGAGACAUACAGACAAACCGAGGCCAGCCUCAGCCAGAGACGGAGAAGAACAGCCGAAGUGAGUCUCAGUUUAUUUGCAGCAGACUCUUAAACGUCUGUGUACGUGUGAC
Vitrella brassicaformis is the source of this 4821-nucleotide messenger RNA. The record is from the annotation of a GenBank genome assembly. Lineage: Eukaryota; Vitrellaceae.